This is a messenger RNA of Ectocarpus siliculosus, 234 nucleotides long. The record is from the annotation of a GenBank genome assembly. Lineage: Eukaryota; Phaeophyceae; Ectocarpales; Ectocarpaceae.
AUGCAAACGAUUGAAAGAGAACCUCCGUCUUUGAAGUCGUACCCUGAUGACCGACAACCAGGAGGGGAUGUCUUCGGCCGCAACUUCAAGGAGAAAAUUAAAAAGCGUAAUGGAUGGGUGCGGUAUGUGGGAGACGAGACAGUCGUGUGUGCAGAAGAGAUGGAAUUGAGCGAGCGCACCAACAGACCGAGCGACAUUGUGAACUUCAGCCUUCGGCGAAACAUUCUGCGUUAG